AUGGCAUCGAUCGUAUUGAAAAGCUUGUCAGUACUUUUGGGAAUCUUUUUUAUUUUUGUUGGCAUAACCAAGCUGACACCUUUAAUUUCAAAAGAAUUACAUAAAGAUCUGAGAAAGGAGUAUGUGAGGUACGCUAAGGUCUUCCCGUUCACGGAAAUGUUGGAUUUCAAACUACCUUCCAAAUACUACCGGCGCACCGUCGGUGGGCUCGAGAUAUUGUUCGGACUAGCUCUGGCUAUAAUACCGAGCCAUAAAAUCAAGAACACAGCGAAUGUAGGUCUGGUGUUGUUGAUGAUACUGGCGGCCUACUCUCACGUGAUGGUGGGCGAUCCAUUCGAUCGAUGUGCCCCCGCUCUUGUGUUCUUCUUUAUGCUCACUGGAAGACUCGUUGUAUGGUACCAGACUAGCAGACGAGAGGAAAUGGAAAAGGCGGCGACCACACAGAAUGGGAACGGACUCAAGAGAGACUAA
Molecule: messenger RNA, 471 nt
Organism: Danaus chrysippus (African queen)
Lineage: Eukaryota; Metazoa; Arthropoda; Insecta; Lepidoptera; Nymphalidae
Source: the annotation of a GenBank genome assembly